AUGGCCCUGGUGAUGAAUCUGCAGCUGCUGACUCUCUGGCUGGUGUGUCACGCAGACAUCACUCCAACUGUCCCCCCAGCCUCAUACCCCAAGCCGUGGCUGGGGGCUCAGCCAGCUGCAGUUGUGACCCCCGGGGUCAACGUCACUUUGAGGUGCCAGGCACCCCAGCCCACCUGGAGGUUUGCACUCUUCAAGUCUGGAGAGAUUGCUCCUGUGCUUUACCGGGAUGUAUCUGCGGCGCUGGCGGAGUUCUUCCUGGAGGAGGUGACCCCAGACCAGGGGGGCAAUUACCGCUGCUGCUACCAGAGGCUAGACUGGGGACCAGGUGUCUGGUCCCACCCCAGUGAUGCCCUGGAACUGCUGGUGACAGACGAGCUGCCGCGCCCGUCGCUGGUGGCGCUGCCCGGGCCGGUGGUGGCGCCCGGGGCCAACGUGAGCCUGCGCUGCGCCGGCCGCCUGGGGGGCAUGAGCUUCGCGCUGUACCGCGAGGGCGUGGCGGCCCCGCUGCAGUACCGCGACUCGGCGCAGGCCUGGGCGGACUUCCCACUGCUCGGCGCCCGCGCGCCCGGCACCUACAGCUGCUACUACCACACGCCCUCCGCCCCCUACGUGCUGUCCCAGCGCAGCGAGCCGCUGGUCAUCAGCGCGGCCGGCUCGGGCUCCUUGGACGACACCCAGGGCAACCUCGUCCGCCUGGGGCUGGCGGGCCUGGUCCUCAUGGCUCUGGGCACGCUGGUCGUUUUCGACCGGCGCAGCCAGAAUCGCGCCCCUCGUUAUCAUCUGGGCCUGAGCCUCAGGGGACAGAGAAGACUUCCCAGAGAGGAUGGUGAAGAAGCUGGAAUCUCUUGGGUUGGACCGCCCUUCCAGGAGACCCACAGCCCUCCCCGCUGA
This is a messenger RNA of Balaenoptera musculus (blue whale), 891 nucleotides long. It is a transcript of the gene OSCAR, whose product is annotated as osteoclast associated Ig-like receptor. The record is from RefSeq and is a predicted model, not a curated record. Gene Ontology annotation, molecular function: collagen receptor activity. Lineage: Eukaryota; Metazoa; Chordata; Mammalia; Artiodactyla; Balaenopteridae. Gene Ontology annotation, cellular component: plasma membrane. The transcript is spliced from 5 exons. The coding region runs from base 1 to 891 and encodes 296 amino acids.